Messenger RNA from Paramecium sonneborni, 1715 nucleotides. NCBI's taxonomy places the organism in Eukaryota, Ciliophora, Oligohymenophorea, Peniculida, Parameciidae. The record is from the annotation of a GenBank genome assembly.
AUGGACAAAUUGUAUAUUGGCAUACGAGCUGAAGAUAAAUCAUAUAUGGAAAGAAGAACACCUAUUCCCCCACAUGAUUGCAAGUAUAUAAUGGAAAAAGUAAGUUAAUUUAAAAUAUUGUAAGCAUAAUCGAAUUUAAAUAGUUGUGUAGCCUUCUACUAAGAGAAUAUUUACAGAUGAUCAAUACAUAAAGGUGGGAUGCUUAGUUUAAGAAGAUUUAUCAAUAUGCAGAGCAAUAAUUUGUAUAAAAGAAAUUCCGCUAGAUAAAUAUAUUGAAGGAAUGACUUAUUUAAAUUGGUCACAUACUUUAGAAGCAGAACCAUACAAUAUGCCAGCAUUGGAUGUGAUGCUUAAGAAAAAUAUUAGGCAUUUAGAGUAUGAACGAAUUUAUGAUGAUAACGUAAACAAAAAAAUAUAUUAGAUUAGGGUGUUAACAUAACUUCAUUUCCUUAUGCAGGGAUAUCAGGAAUUAUCACAUUCUUGAAUGAAUAUGGUAAGUAUUUACUAAAAAGAGAUAUGAAUACUCCAUUCUUGUAAAUAGGUCCAACAUUUCAAUAUUAUAAUAAAAAAGAUGCUUAUGAAGCCUUAUAAAAGGCAGGUUAAGCAAUUAAAGAGAGAGGUCUUCCUAAUAAGUUAGGGUUGCCAUUAAUUAUUGGAGUUAUGGGUUCAACAGGAUCAUGUGGAAAAGGCUCAUUAGAAGCUUUGUCACAACUUUAAAUUACUUUGGUCAAUCCAGAAGAUUUAAAAGAUUUAGUUAGCAAUCCAAAUGAUAGAAAACACAAAAAUACUAUAUAUGUUUGUCCUUUUAAAACUACACAUCUUGUUAGACAUAAACAUGAUUUGUAUAAAGAAUUCACAUCUUAAGAUUAUUAUGAAAAUCCACUAGAAUAUGAACCAAUUUUCCACUUUAAAUACUUACCAUAUCUAACUAUUCUCGUUAAUGAUAUUUAUUGGGAGUACAAAUUUCCUAGAUAUGUUACUGAUAAUUAAAUUAAAGUAAAAAUAUUUCUUAUUCUAGGAAUUAGUUGAGUCUGGAAAUAGCAGAUUAUAAGCUGUAUGUGAUGUUACUUGUGAUCUAGAAGGAUCAAUUUAAUUCUUGAAGAAAUUCACAAAUCCUGAUCAUCCUGUUUACUAUUAUAAUCCAAUUAAUCAAUCUAUUCAUGAUGAAUUUGAUUUCUAAUCGCAAAAUGAUAUUAUGUAUAUGUCCAUAGAUUUCUUACCAUCUUAAAUGCCCUAUGAAGCAAGCAUGGAUUUUGGAAAAGCACUUAAAGAUAUUGUUCCUUAUUUAGCUUAUUCAGAUCCUAAUAAACCUUUGGAAGAAAGUGGUUUACCUGAAUUUUUAUAAAAUGCAACCGUCACAUUCCAUGGUUAACUCACUCCAAAAUAUUAAUACAUUAAUGAAUUAAGAAAAAUUAAUGAAACUGAAAAUGACCAUUAAAAAUUUAAAAUGGUGACUUCAUACUAUUCAAAUAAAAUAAAUGCAGCCAAAGAAAAUAUUAUUAAUGAUAACAAAUCUAUUUCUUAAUAAUUAUUGUAAAUUCAUUAAUCAUCAUAUUAGAUCUUAGUUAAAUACUUAAGAAAUCAAAGUUGAUACAUUCUAAUCAGAUAAUUCAUCCAGAAUCCAACAUUGUUCUUAUAAUAGAGAAAUUAAUGUAGAUGAAGCUAGGAAAAUCAAUAAACAAUAAACUUUUGAUUUACAGAUCUAAAUUUAAUGA